AUUGUCUAUUUAUUUAAAAGUAAUUUCUGCCCUACGUUCCUUUUCAAGAAAAUGGUCUGUGACCCUGUCGUACCAACUAGGAGUCUUUUCAAGUGACUUGACCAGUGUCCUCUCAACGGCCAGCAGAGCCAGGCUGCUUAAACGGCCUUGGCCCAUUGUGUUUCGGGUGUAGGACUUGAGUCGCUUUAAACAGGAGAAGCACCUUUCUACACCUGCAGAUGUAGCGCCAAUUGUUGCCACUAAUGAGAACAGUUUGUAAAGCUGAGGCAUUGCACUGUCCAACUCCAUGUCUUUAAGGAACACCAAGUAAUCACACAGCUUUCCCCUGUUACCCUGCAAGUCCUGAUCUGAAUACAGGACUUGAAGUUCUGACCUCAGUCUUCCUGAAUCAAAGUGAUGGCCAUAACUUUUCAGGAUACUUUGGAAGGCCUCCUCUGGAAAUACCUGUCUCAUGUCAUCAAAUUUCCCUGAAUUGACUAAUUCUAAGAAGAGAAUGCUUUCCAAUUUUGAAAAACGUCAAGGAAUCUGCUCCAAGAUGUUAUCAAGGAUGGUCAUGUACAGAUUUCUGUAUCGCACUUGGGGAUCCUGCAAUUGGGUCAGACGGCGCUUUCUCAUGGGCUCAUCUCGUGGGUCUGAUGUGAGAUCUGCUGAUUUGGCAUAAAUGGCUUGGAAAGCCCCCUCUGACCUCUUCUCUUUGACAAAUGCAAGAAGAGAUUCAAUUCUGUUCUUGCAGUAAAGAACAUCCAUCGCCCACUGCUGAACAAUAUCAAACACCACAUCAGUCUCAGAGAAGAUUUGUUCAUAUGUGUACAACAUGAACACAAACUCAAAAUCCUCCAGUUUCCUCACAAAGCCUUUGGCACAAUCCAGUGUAUCAUCAUCCAUUGUUGUAUCUGCAAUGAUGUUCUCAAAUGUCUGCAGGAGGCCAUCAUAAUUGUUUGCCACAGUGCUCACUAUCCGUGAUGUGAAAUUCCAUCAAGUAGGAGCGUUUCUGGGCAACCUUGAACAGCCUGCAGACUCCAGAAAAGAUGUCCUCUUUGUGGAUUUUGAAAAAAAUGUGGCAAAUCCAGAGAGUGAUGCAAAAAGAAUUCUGCACUCAGGCAAGCAUUUAGCCCCCUGUGACAGCACCAGAUUCAGUCGGUGUGCAUAGCAAUGCACAAACAUUGCACUGGAGGCUAUUGCUUUCACUUUGGCCUGCAGAUCAUUGAGAUCUGAAGCCAUGACAGCAGCCCCAUCAUAGGUCUGUGCCACAAGCUUGUCCUUAAAAUUGUAGCCAUGCAUGUUCUCAUUUAAUAUUUCAAAAACGGACUGGGCAUCUCGCCCCCCCCGAAACAUCAAAAAAUCCAAUAAAGCGCUCCUGAAUUUUACCUGCACUAUCCACAUAGCAAACAAUGACAGAGAGUUGGGCACGGCAGGAUAUAUCAGUUGUUUCAUCCACCUGCCAUCCAAAAAAGGGAGCAUCCUGAAUUUCAUCUCUGAUCUGAUCAGAAACGGUGGCUGCAAGAGCAGAGAUCAAAUCAUUUUGAAUAGUAUGGGACAUACCAGAAAACACAGUUGAGGACUCGAAUUGUGUGGACAGGACAGAGUCAUAUUUAGCUAAUGUUUCUGUGAACUCCCUGUAAUUCCCCUUGUUGGAUGAUUCACUACUCUCAUCAUGUCCCCUAAAUGACAGCUCCUGCCGGCCAAGCAAGGAUGUCACAUCAAUAAGGUGGUUUAGGAAGGCCUUGUUUUGUUUGACUAUUUCAUUAUGUUUAGCCACUUGAAUGCGAGCACCUUCAUUUAUUGCAUGCUCAACCCUGAUCCUGCCCAUGCAACUUAAUCUUGCACAUGCACUCACAUGUUCAUUGCUCUUUUCAUGUCUUUUAUAUGCCCUGUCAAAGUUAGACAGAUCUCCAAACCCCACCUUUGACCAAACAACACAUCCGUGAGAUGGUUUCAUCAAGAGGCAUGGCCAGCAGUACAUUUUAUUUGUCACAGCACUUCCAGUCAGCCAGCUAACUUUGUCAUACCAGGAGAGCUGAAAAGACCUGUUAUUUUUCCCUAUCUUUUGCACUAAAUCAAUCUUAGGUGUUGAUCUGCCCUGCUGUUUAAUUCUAAGUUUUUCCUCGUAAGGAACACUUUCAAAUGGCUUUGCCAAAAUCAGGUCGACAAUAUUAGCACCGUCUGCCAUCGUUUCACCCACGACGCUAGCCUAGCCUACUAACGUUAUAUGAAUGAAUGAAUGAACGAUCUAAAAAAAAAUAUAUUAAACUCUGUAAAACUGAAACAAGGAAUGUGGUGUAUAAUUGUGUGAAAUGUAUGAUAAAAUUCAAGCAAUUUCUCCCAGCAAAUUUCAAAGAAAUAGGUUGCAGCAGUUUUUAUUUUGACUAAACUUGAGAAAUCCGCGAUGGGACUGAGCGCGAAUAGCUUCAGUGAUUCCUUAUAGUACAGAAUCGCUGUCAGUCAAAAGGAGAUGCAGUCUUUCGACAGACCCUCCAAUCAUCACGCAGAAGCUCAGAGUCCGGGCCAGCCCACUUCCCAUUCACCCUUAGAGAUGCUGAGCGUCCGUGGGCGGGACAUAAUCGUAGCGUUUAUCCAAUGAUCGUCUAGUUUCGAAGUGCUGAAAAAAAAACGUUCAAAGCAGCCCCAUUGAAGGCAAUGGACGCUUGGCUUCAAUAGGGAAAUGCACUGUGACGCUGCGGGAAUGUAUGAGAAGGAAAUUGAGUCAGCCGACCUGCUAUAUGUAACUGAUCCUGAGCGAACUCGUCUUUGAGAUGAACGUUUUCUAACGCAUUUUUAGUCAAUAAAAAUUCCCUUGCAGUCUUAAAGAAAUCGCCACUGAUAUAUAUAUAUAUAUAUGUGUGUGUGUGUGUGUGUGUAAUUAUAAACUCUUCUACUGCUGUACAGUUUACAAAGGUUUUUGCUGAACUCUCAGCAGGUGGCACGACACAGUAUUCUGAUUUGGAUGGUUUGGUCGAUUAGUUUUAAUACAUAAUUUACUGGGAUAUAAAAUUAAAUUGCUAAAGGAAGCUAAAAUCUGAAAAACAGCCUUGGAUUAAUAGAGAGGUUUGUAUUCUAUGGAAGGAGUGUAGAAGUGCAGAAAGAAAAGAUGCAGUUCCCAUGCAAAUGUCUAAAUAUUUUUCCAAUGUGAUUUCUCAAAAUUACCAUUGUCCAAAGCUUUUGUUUUCUACCGUUAAUUAUGUAUUAAAUCGUCCUUCUGGGAUUGGUGUUGGUCAUACCACAAGAGUUGUGUGAGAAGUUUUGCUGUUUCUUCAUAAAAUUGCUUGCAUUAAAUCUCAGAUUGUAAUGAACACAUCACAGAAGGUCUGGUAUUUACCUUUGGGUCCUGGUAAAUUUUCACAUUUCCAUCCUAUCUCAGACUGUUGUCUAUCUGAGUUGUUGAGCAUAGUGUCCAGUUUAAGAUUGACCACUUGCUCUCUUGAAGUUAUACCAACUAUGCUACUAAUGAAAGUGUUGGACGCAGUUGCACCAAAUAUUAUUUAUGUUAUCAACAUUUCCUUACAGACAGGUUCAGUUAUAUCCUGUCUGAAACAUGUAGUGGUUCAUCCACUGCUAAAGAAAGCAAUUCUCUAUCCUUCUGAUUUUAACAACUAUAGACCUAUUUUGAAAUUGCCAUUCUUGUCAAAAGUAUUGGUGAAAGCUGUUUUAAAUCAGUUAUCACCUUACUUAAUUGAAAAUAAUAUAUUGGAUCCUUUUCAGUCUGGUUUCAGAUCUAAGCAUAUCACUGAAUCAGCUUUGUUAAGAGAGUUAAACAACUUUUAUUUUUAUACUUAUUAUAUUUGUGGAUACAGUUUUAUAUUUGUGGAUGCAGUUUUAGUACUGUUGGAUUUAAAUGUGGUGUUCGAUACAGUAUAUCACUGUAUUCUUUAAACAGGUUAAAAACAGGUUAGAUUGGUUUGAAUCAUAUUUUACUGCGAGGAGUUUCUCUGGACAUAGGUCAGUCUCAUUCAUCAACUGCUUCUGUUACUGGUGGGGUGUCACAGGGCUCCAUCUUAGGCCUGAUUUUGUUUGCUUUAUGUAUGCUCCCUCUUCGUUACAUUUUUGAGUCUCACAAGGUCCCAUAUCACAUUUAUGUGGAUGAUACUAUAUAAUUGUAAAUGUCAAUUAAAACUGGGUCAAACUCCUUAUCUGACUUGCUUGCUUGUGUAAACGACAUCAAAAGCUGGAUGGGUGAUCAUUUUCAUCAAGUCUAUUUGGUUCCCUCAAUUGGUUAACAGCAUGUCCUCUAGUUUAGGACCCUUACAAGCAAAUAUCUGUACUCAUGUAAAGAAUCUGGGUGUUGUUUUUGAUUCAGAGUUAAAAUUCGACAAGAAAAUAAAUUCUGUUGUUAGAACUAGUUUUUUUUUUUUCAGGUUAGGGGUUUAUGUAAGCUGAAAUCUCUUUUAUCUUUUAGUGAUCUAGAGACAAUUAUUCAUGCCUUCAUUUCAACAAGGCUUGAUUAUAGUAAUGCUUUAUAUGCUGGUGUCAACCAGUUUUCCCUUUCUUGUUUGCAGCUUUUUCAAAAUGCUGCUGCCCGCUUCUUAAUGGGGAAGCAAAAGAGAGAGCACAUAACCCCAGUCUUUUUUGCACAUUUACAUUGGCUACCAGUUAAAUGUAGAAUUGAAUACAAGAUUUUAUCGUUUGUGUUUAAAACCUUCCAUAGUUUGGCUCCAGUCUACAUCUCAGACCUUAUCUGUUCAUGCUCACCACAGAGAUCUCUUAGAUCAUCCUCUGAUAAUCGAUAAACUGACCCAUUGUCUCAUUUGAAAUCUGUGGAAAUUGUUACCUGUUAGGUUAUCAUCUUCUUUAUCUGUACAUAUACAUAUAUAUAGAUUAUUUACUUAUGUAUUUAUUUUUGUUAGGGGGAAGACAUUAUAGAAUUAUAGAAUAUUUUUAGAAUAUUUAAAUUGAACUAAAGGAAUGAUAAAGACAUUUAUAAUGUUACAAAAAUGUAUAUUUCAGAUAAAUGCUGUUCUUCUGAACUUUCUAUUCAAUAAAUUUAUAUUCAAGAAACCUUAAUAAGUUCUACUCAGCUGUUUUUAAUAUAAUAAUAAUACAUUUUAAAUUUUGAAAUCCCAGAAAUAAAUUAUAUUUUAAAAUAUAUUCAAAUAGAAAGCAGUUAUUUUAAACAGUGAAAAUAUUUCACAAAAUUACUGCUGUAUUUGUUGUCUUUUGGAUUAAAAAAACAGGCUUGGUGAGAAGAAGAGAAAUCAUUAAAGGGAGCAUAAUACACACAGUUUCACCCAAUCUCAUGUUAAUCUUGAGUACCUAUAGAGUAGUACUGCAUCCUUCCUAUCUCCAAGAAUACUUUAGUUUUGUCAUUUUUAUAAAAGAAAGAUACAGCUCUACGGUUCUCUCCAGAAAAAGCUGAGCUCCUGGAGGAGUGCUGUGGGCGGAGCUAAAGAAUGACGAGCUCUUGCCAACAAAACAAGACAUUUUACAAGACAAGUUUCACUUAUCUGCAGUUCUGAAUCAUGAACAAUAUCUUUAAUUGAGAGUGAGGAGUUGUCGUCAUGUUUCAGAGCCCCUCCCCUUGAUAUCAUGGUAUCUUGUGGGAUCCCCACACUCUCCGUCAUGUUGGCAGGAUUCCGGCAGCAAAACAUGAUUACGUUUACAUGUGUUGUUAACUCAGUAGUAGAGGAGGUUCUCACAAUUCCGCACUGUUUUACCAUGCCUGAAAGUAACUGUUUCGUCAAAAACUGCUCCAGUACCUCACACGAUACAUAUGGAAAACACAGGAACAAUGGAAUGCAGUUUUUUAGGUUACUGAAAUGGACACACCAUCAAGGCACAAGCUUCUGACCUGGCGAGGAGAUGCCAGAUUGCUUGUUUGGCUGCAAUAAGAAGAAAGGACCUUACUUUUGAUGAGAGUGUGUUCUCUGCAUUUUCACUUGGGUAAACCAUUAUAUGAGAUGUUGGAGAACCACCCUGACUGGACAUCAACACCAGCCCAGGGCCAGCAGCAGUCGCCAUAACCAGCCCAAGACCACCAGGACAUAGAAUAUGGACUCUGCACAUCAAGACGAGAUGUUAUCAACAAUAUUUUGGAAGAAAACAGAGAGCUGAAGUGGGAGCUUGAUGAGUACAGGAUGAAUGAGAACUUUCUGAGUGGAGAUGAUGACACAGUGAAGUAUUACAUGGGGCUUCGAAACUUUGCAUUUUUCCAGAUACUUAUACUCACCCUCACUCCAUAUCUGCCUCAAGGUAGGAUGAAGAACCUCUCACCCUUCCAGCUUUUCCUAUUGAUUUUAAUGCGCCUCAGACUAGACCUUCCAAUACAGCACCUCAGCCAUCUGUUUAGAGUUCAUAGGACAACAGUCGCCGAUGCCUUUCACCAUAACCUUGGAGUGAUGUAUGCACAGCUGUGUCCAUUGGUGCACUGGCCAAGCAGGGAAUGCUUAUUUACCAGUAUGCCACACCAGUUUGUGGAGUCAUUUGGGAAAAAUGUGGCUGCCAUUGUGGACUGCUUCGAGGUGUUCAUCGAAAAACCCUCAAAUGUUCUGAUUCGAGUCCAUGCAUGUGGCAUAAACCCAGUGGAGACAUACAUCCGCUCUGGAUCCUAUGCUCGAAAACCCAGCUUGCCCUACACUCCUGGAUCAGAUAUUUCUGGUGUGGUUGAAGCUGUUGGGGAUGGCGUUUGCCUCUUAAGGACAGGUGACAGAGUUUUCACCACAGGCACAGUGACAGGAGGAUACGCUGAGUUUACUUUGGCUUCAGAGGACACUGUUCACAAGCUUCCUGAUACCCUAGACUACAAACAGGGUGCAGCUAUUGGAGUCCCAUAUUUCACUGCAUACCGGGCUUUAGUUCAAAAGGCUCAUGCCAAAGCAGGAGAGACAGUUCUUAUCCAUGGAGCCAGUGGUGGGGUAGGCAUUGCAGCGUGUCAGAUUGCACGAGCGUUUGGCCUUAAAGUUCUGGGUACAGCAGGGACAUCUGAGGGUAUGCAGCUGGUGCUCAGCAGUGGAGCUCAUCUUGCGUUCAACCACAGAGAAAAAUACUAUUUGGAUAAAAUUAAGAAUGCUACCAAUGGACAAGGCGUGAAUGUGAUCAUUGAGAUGUUAUCCAACGUCAACCUCAGUAAUGAUCUUCAGUUGCUUGACUUUGGUGGCAGAGUUAUUAUUGUUGGUUCUAGAGGCCCUAUUGAAAUCUACCCCAGAGACAUCAUGGUGAAAGAGACCAGCAUCAUUGGUGUGGCUUUAUACAAUGCAACUAAUAAGGAAACAUCUGAGUGUGCCACAGCUCUUUUUGCAGGAAUGGAGACAGGCUGGUUGAAACCUGUCAUUGGUCCUGAAUAUACACUUGAUAAAGCAGCAAAAGCUCAUGAAGACAUCAUCAGCAGCCCUGGAGCCAGUGGAAAGAUGAUUUUUAUCAUCUGAAAUUAUGCAGGAAGUAAAAAAUCCAAUACAGUGCAACAUAACAUAACCGUCGUUGAGGGAGUGUCAUAAUUUGUGUUCACAGAAGAAACUCAAACAGGUUUGGAACAAAAAUGAAAACUCUGCCAUCUAGUCAUCCUCAUAUUGUUCCAACCCCUUUAUGAAUUUCUUUCUUUGCUGAACACAAAUGAGGAUAGUUUAAAGAAUGUGGGUAACCAAACAGUUGAUGGUAGCAAAGAAUGGGAAAAAAAAUACUAUGGAAGUCAAUGGCUAACAUCAACUGUUCAGCUACAUUAUAUUUUCAUGUAUGAAUCACAUAUAUGAAGCUGAUCAUAAAGACCUGUUUUGUGGAAAUGAAAUAAAAUAAAGAGAUAAUUAAAUCUUCAA
This is a messenger RNA of Carassius gibelio (silver crucian carp), 7739 nucleotides long. RefSeq names its product crystallin, zeta (quinone reductase) (gene cryz). Gene Ontology annotation, cellular component: cytosol. Gene Ontology annotation, molecular function: NADPH binding; zinc ion binding; mRNA 3'-UTR binding. The record is from RefSeq and is a predicted model, not a curated record. Bases 6069 to 7355 code for a protein of 428 amino acids. NCBI's taxonomy places the organism in Eukaryota, Metazoa, Chordata, Actinopteri, Cypriniformes, Cyprinidae. The transcript has 9 exons.